Molecule: messenger RNA, 1347 nt
Organism: Recurvomyces mirabilis
Lineage: Eukaryota; Fungi; Ascomycota; Dothideomycetes; Mycosphaerellales; Teratosphaeriaceae
Gene: LGD1
Product: L-galactonate dehydratase
Exons: 2
Coding region: 1-1347 (448 amino acids)
Biological process (GO): carbohydrate catabolic process; amino acid catabolic process
Molecular function (GO): magnesium ion binding; L-fuconate dehydratase activity
Source: RefSeq, a predicted model, not a curated record
AUGGUCACCAUCACAGGCGCGACGACGCGUGAUAUACGCUUUCCAACUUCCCUCGACAAGACCGGCAGCGAUGCCAUGAACGCAGCGGGCGACUAUUCCGCCGCCUACGUAAUCCUCCACACCGACGCCAAACACGAAGGCCACGGCAUGACCUUCACCAUCGGCCGCGGAAACGAAAUAGUCUGCCAAGCCAUCCACCUCCUGGCCCACCGUAUCGAAGGCAAGACCCUUGAGGAGCUCGUAGCAGACUGGGGUAAGACAUGGCGGUAUCUAGUCUCUGACUCUCACCUCCGAUGGAUUGGGCCCGAGAAAGGUGUCAUUCAUCUAGCUCUCGGUUCGCUGGUGAAUGCAAUUUGGGAUUUAUGGGCGAAGGUGCUGGGAAAGCCGGUAUGGAGGAUCGUGGCGGAUAUGAGCCCGGAGGAGUUUGUGAGGUGUAUUGAUUUCAGGUAUAUUACUGAUGCUAUCACACCUGAGGAGGCGAUAGAGAUGUUGAGGAAGGAGGAGCCGGGAAAAGCACAGAGGAUUAAGGAGGCGGAGCAGGAUAGGGCUGUUCCUGCUUAUACGACGUCAGCGGGGUGGUUAGGCUAUGGUGAGGAUAAGAUGAAGGGACUGCUGCAGGAGACACUAUCGAAAGGCUAUCGGCACUUCAAGCUCAAGGUUGGUACAUCGGUUGAGCAGGAUCGGAAACGAUUGAGUAUUGCUCGAGAGGUCAUAGGCUACGACAAAGGCAAUAUCUUGAUGGUGGACGCAAAUCAGGUAUGGUCCGUGCCAGAAGCCAUCGAAUACAUGAAGCAAUUAGCGGAAUUCAAACCCUGGUUCAUCGAGGAGCCCACAUCACCAGACGACGUCUUCGGCCACAAGCAGAUCCGCGAGGCAUUGAAACCAUACGGCAUCGGUGUUGCGACAGGCGAAAUGUGUCAGAACCGGGUCAUCUUCAAGCAACUUAUCGUACAAGGAGCCAUCGACGUUUGCCAGAUUGAUGCGUGUCGGAUGGGAGGCGUGAACGAGGUCUUGGCCGUUUUGCUUAUAGCGAAGAAGUAUGGUGUGCCAAUCGUGCCGCAUUCUGGUGGUGUGGGACUGCCGGAGUACACACAGCAUCUCAGCACGAUCGAUUACGUGGUUGUGUCGGGCAAGCUGUCGGUGCUGGAGUAUGUGGAUCAUUUACACGAGCAUUUCUUUCAUCCUUCCGUUAUAAAGGACGGGUAUUACACCACUCCUACGGAUGCCGGAUACUCUGUUGAGAUGAAGCCAGAAAGCAUGGAUCGUUUCGAGUUCCCUGGCAAGGAGGGCGUGAGUUGGUGGAAGAGUGAUGAGGCGAAACCUAUUCUUGAAGGCGAGAGGAUUUAA